Messenger RNA from Diatraea saccharalis (sugarcane borer), 1550 nucleotides. Lineage: Eukaryota; Metazoa; Arthropoda; Insecta; Lepidoptera; Crambidae. The record is from the annotation of a GenBank genome assembly.
CUAGUAUCUAUUGGGGUUACGCGUGGGAGGGUCGUGAAGAUGACUGGAGUGGAUGAAAUAUUAAAUUAUCAAAGGAAUCCUGAAGACGAUUUUUAUGGUCUGCUAGGCUGUGAUGAAAACUCAUCCAUUGAACAAAUCACAGCCGAGUACAAGAUCCUCGCUUUGCAGCAUCACCCCGAUAAGAACGAUGGAGAUAAAGAAGCUGAAGCGAAAUUUCAAAAACUAAAGGAGGCGAAGGAAACUCUCUGCGAUCCCUCCAAGCGUGCUCUCUACGAUAAAUGGAGGCAGAGCGGCAUCGCCAUGGGCUAUAAGCAAUGGCUCGGCAUGAAGGAGCAUGUGCAGCAGUCCAUGCACUGGUCCAAGCCAAACACAAAGGAUCGCAUGUUAGAAAGCGAAGUCGGCAAGGCCUCCGGCCCAUCGAGCCUCGGCCCCAGUAACUCCGCUGCUCGUCGCGCUUCUGAAGGAGGAGCUGCUCUCUGGGGCAGAUGGGGUGGCGGCAACCAGGAACCCCCAUCUGAAGUUAUCUCAAAGUUCCGCAACUAUGAGAUUUGAACGCAAACACCUAUACGGUCACAUUAAUUUAUUUUAGGGGCGUUGUUUUUUCUUUUUUUUUUCCAAAAAAGAGGUUAUUUGUGCCCUAACCUCUUUUGAAAAUGUCAUUGUUUAAAAAAAUAUGAGUGAGUUCGUAAACUAUUGUACUUAACGUCAAUUUAUUGUUUUUUAUGUAUCGUCAAUGAUACCAGGCUGUUAAUAUCUCUUGCCAUUAUUGUUCGUGUUUUUUAUUUCAUAACUAAGUGUAAUUAAUAUUAAGUAUAAUUAAUUAGUCAUAAAGGUGGCACAAUAUUCAUCAAGUCAGCUCAGCAACACAUAACUCGAAUGUAGCUCGGUAUCUAUUUUCGAAUUUUCAAUGUUUGAUGUAUUAGAUGUCUAUAUUCAGUUGUUCUUAGAAUAAGGAAUCGACGUUAGACGCCCCGAUCCUAGUGUGAUGUAGUGUUAAACACUCUUAGGGAACCCUUAGCUGUAAGCUAUGCACAUUCCUGAUGAUAUAACCUAAGAGUCUGAUUAUAAACAUUUCUGCUGUAGAACAAUAUGUUAGUCUAUUUAAGAAUCUCUAUGAUAUUUUGAAAAUUUUAUAUUUUUGACCCUAUUUUAUAACUAUUUACCUUACUAUUAAGUAUUAUGCUUUAAUUUAUGUGGUGGGUGAGGUAACAGGAUAUUGUUGUGAGACGAAUACAGGGUACAGUUGCGCGGCCGGCCGGCAUGGAUUUAUUUACCCGUGACCUUGAAAAUUCUACUUUCUAAUUAACUUACUUUGUUCCGACAUAGCUGUUGUGUUCCCAAGUCGAUAGUUGCGUAGUAACAUAGAAUAUUUUAUAUGUGUUAAAUGUUUGAACAGUAUUUACUUUGGAUGUUACGAUUUAUGUAUACUUAAAUGUGCAAUGUAGCAGAUUAUAAAAUUUUAAUGUUUUAUGUCGAUGUAUGAAUAUUUAUUAAUGAGAAUGCCAAAAUAUUUAAUGAUGUUUUUACUUUGAAUGUUUUCAAAUCAUCUA